Molecule: messenger RNA, 794 nt
Organism: Cylicocyclus nassatus
Lineage: Eukaryota; Metazoa; Nematoda; Chromadorea; Rhabditida; Strongylidae
Source: the annotation of a GenBank genome assembly
AAGCACACCAUUUGACUCAGCUCGGCGCGGGGCAUCUUCCAAUGCCCAGAAGUGUCCGCGUGGACAUAGUAGAGCCAGGUAGGAAUCGUUUCAGAUUUUUGCUUGCGGUAGGUUACUCGUUGCGCUUAUUCGCUGCACUCGCUGGGCAACCUACCGUGAGCAAAAAAUUGGGACGAAUCGUGAAAUCUGGCCUCCUACUAUGUUCAAGCUGACACUAAUAUACAUCAGAAGAUGCGCGCGCCGAGUUGAGUCGAAUGAUGCCCUUGGAUCAAGAAUUUUUACUCUGGAGAGAGAUAUGGUCACGCUACGUCGAUGUCACGUGAAUCGGGCGACUCUGCGUCGUUUUCUCCAGGACAUGCGAGCGGUAUUGUAUGUUUAAAUGAGCUAUAAUGGUACCUAGCCAAAGAAAGCAGAUAAAGUCUUGAAUCUUUCCUAUUAUAUUGCACUAUAUCAAUAUCAAAUAAAAUUUGCAAAUUAAUCAUUCUUCUUUUUUUAGAAAUGAUGCGUCAUUUUGUUGCAUUUGCACUACUGUUAAUCGUUUUGGAAAUCUCAGUCGAGGCGUCUAGGAUGCCACCUUGCUUUUUUGGCAAAGAUUUUGGGUGCAGAGCACGUUGCUUGAAAGUAUCAGGUUGCCAAAAAGGAUACUGCGAAGAAAAAUGGAGAUGUGUCUGUGAGGGCUGUCCCGGUGGUCAACAGAAGAAAAUCUCUUCUUCAACAGAGAUACAUGUAUAGGUCCUGUACCUAAUUGAGCUUUUUGCGCAACAUACCAGUAUGAAGUUAUUAUGAUGCAAGUU